Molecule: messenger RNA, 777 nt
Organism: Paramuricea clavata
Lineage: Eukaryota; Metazoa; Cnidaria; Anthozoa; Malacalcyonacea; Plexauridae
Source: the annotation of a GenBank genome assembly
AUGAGAAGCCUGCUUUCAAUUCCCGUUCCCGCUAAAACAAAUCAGAGCGGUGGUUCAAGUAACUGGCGAAACAAAAACGGUGCAGAAUCCAUGACCUCCCGAAGCGAAGACAUUCAGUCUGUAACACGUGGUAGGCCAGUGAAACUAGAACCAAUCUCUGUGAAAAUAAACAAUGACGUUGUAAAAUUUGUAAUGAAGAACCCAGCAUUCACUCAAGAACUGACAGAACAACUCGAAAAACAAAAUGGAGAAGUCCAAUGGAAACAUGGCAUCCCUUUUGUUACUGUCGUACAAAAAUCUGAGUCCGUUUUUGUUUUUAAAUGGUCUGAAACGUGCAAGAGUUUGGUUACCAAAUUUUUCCAACGCUUUCGUAAGGAAAGUUAUACAAUUCAAGAAGAUAUACAAGAGUCAGUUUGCAAAGGACUUGAAGGACUCAAAGAAACUAUACAUCCUUCGGGAGCGGAUUGUUGGCUUGCAUCAAACAACCGGUGGUUAGUUUUAGUUAGCUUAAAAGACAACCUUCCCUCUAUUAUCAAAGUUGUUGAAGGUUUCUUACAAAAUGUAAAGGAAGAAAACGAGAAGCUAAAAGAAAUUGUGAAGUUUGUUGAAGUUUCAACUGAUCAUAUCGACUAUCUAGAGCAUACACAGUUUUUGAGUACACUAAAGCAAAGUCAUUCUGCGUUAGCCGAAGCGACGUUUACUGAAGCAAGGAAUCAGAUAUGUUUCGUAGGGUCAGAUGAAGAUGUUUCGGCUGCUAAACAGCAAUAUGAGGAUCUA